Molecule: messenger RNA, 585 nt
Organism: Purpureocillium takamizusanense
Lineage: Eukaryota; Fungi; Ascomycota; Sordariomycetes; Hypocreales; Ophiocordycipitaceae
Exons: 1
Coding region: 1-585 (194 amino acids)
Source: RefSeq, a predicted model, not a curated record
AUGCGGUCUCUGCUGCCUAGGGACCUGGCUCGCUUCGUCGUCGCAUCGCCCGAAGACCCGGAGGCCGAGAGAAUUGCGGAGGUGCUCCCGGUCAACUGCCGCGUCGAGCAUCUGACGGCCUUCCAGGGCAAACCCCUGUACGCUGCCAUGUCUCCUUACCGUUCCGCAACGGAGAGAGCCCAAGGAAUGCUUGGAGACACCCUCCGGCGGGCCUUGAAGCAUGCGCAAGAGGACCUCAAGACGUCCGUCAAUGUCGCGGUCAACACUGUCAGCAGCAGCGACUUGGUUGCCGCCGCGCAACUCAGGACGGGGAACAUUGAAGCUGGCUCCGCGCUCCGGGGCGCUCUCGCGGUGCUCGACUGGCAAGCUUCCCCGAUUGUGCAAGCUCGCGUCAGCCGGCUGGACACCAAGCCCGUCUUCAAGGCAGACAGGACCUAUUGGCUGGUGGGACUUUCGGGCAGUCUGGGCCUGUCCAUUUGCGAUUGGAUGAUUGCGAAGGGUGCCAAGUACAUCGUCAUCACCAGCAGGAGCCCCCAUGUUGAGGCAGCUGGGAGGAGAGUUGCCGGAAGAAGGGCGCAAUCGUAA